AGCAGCAGGCCUCAGCUGGGCCCGAGCCAGAUAUGGGAUUGGAGCGGUCGGGCAGGCUGCCUAUUGUGGUGCAGUCCGGCACCAUUGGGGAACUGCUGAGAUGGGUGGCGCCGCAGCAGGCCCGGUAUGCGUCGCAGAAGGAGAUGCUGCAGCACUGGGAGGAUGUCUGGCAGGAGGUGCUGCAGGCCCUGCGCAUCCUCCCAGAGGUGAGGCCGGCUCCGGCGUGCGCCCUCAGGCCUGGAGAACCAGAAGUGCCGCCUCCUCCCGGAGUUGUGCCAGCACCGACUUGUGCACGUGGGUGUGAAAACCCCGCCUCCCAGGGGGCCAGAGAGUCACCCAGGGGUCUGGAGCAGGCUGGAAUCGAGCCGCAGGAGGAGACGGCACCAUGUCAAGAGGAGCAGCUGUCAGCCACGCAGACCCCUGCCGAGGUUAAGCCAACUCCAGCACCUGCGUGGAGAACCCUGGAGCCGCCACAGCUGGCCCCAGAGGACGAUAUCGAGGCCUAUCUGGCCACCUUUGAGCAGGUGGCUGACGCCUGCCAGUGGCCGAGAGGGGAGUGGACAACCCGACUGGAGCCGUACCUCACUGGGAAAGCCCAGCUGGCCUAUGGCAGCCUGGACAUCACAGAGACAAGUGACUAUGGGAAGGUGAAGGCCACCAUCCUGCGUCGCUAUGGCAUCAGCCCAGAGACACAGCGCAGGCGCUUCAGGGGAUUCCGCUACCAAGAGGCCGAGGGGCCCCAGGAGGCUUACAGCCACCUCCGGGAGCUCUGCCAUCGCUGGCUGGAGCCGCAGAGCCACACCAAGGAGCAGAUCCUGGAGCUGCUGAUCCUGGAGCAGUUCCUGACCAUCCUGCCAGAGGAAAUUCAGGGCUGGGUCUGGGAACAUGGUCCCGAGACCAGCACCCAAGCGGUGGCUCUGGCUGAGGGGUUCCAGCUGGGGCAGCCAGAGGCCCAGUGGCCGGGACUACAGAUGCCGGUGCAGUUCAAGGAUGUGGCUGUGACUCUGACUGAGGCAGAGUGGUUGCUGUUGGAUGAGGAGCAGAGGCAGCUGUAUGGGACUGUCAUGCAGGAGAAUUACCGGAGCAUUAGCUCACUGGGUUUUCCGGUUCGCAAACCAGCCCUGAUCUCUCAGCUGGAGCGACGGGAGGAGCCGUGCAUCCUAGAUCCCGCAGCCCCUGAGGAGCAGGAGACCCAGAGGGAUGUCCCAGCAGGCACCGGCAGGGGGCUGGGCGCUGAGGAGCUGGCUGUGCAGCACCACGGGGAGGCGCAGGCACCUGUCAAAGCAGCUCCAAGGCCAAAGGCCUCACCAAGGCGGCCCAAGAGGAAAGCGCCCCAGAGCCCUGGCCGGAAGAGAAAGAAACCCUCUCUGGGUGGAGAAGAGCCAGCAGCCCCCUCUGAGGGUGGGAAACAACAGCUCCCCACCUGUCCCACCUACAUGCAACAGCCGCUUCCUUCUGUGUGCAUGCAAAAGCCUUUCCUUCCUGUAUGCAGGAAACAGCCACCGCCUGUUGUGCACAGGGAACAGCCUGUCCCUCCUGUGUGCCGGGAACAGCCGCCUCCUCCCCUAAGCAGGGAACAGCCGCCCCCUCCUGUGUGCCGGGAACAGCCGCCCCCUCCCCUGAGCAGGGAACAGCCGCCCCCUCCUGUGUGCCAGGAACAGCCACUCCCUGCUCCUGACAGGGAACAGCUGCCCCCUCCCCUGAGCAGGGAACAGCCGCCCCCUCCCCUGAGCAGGGAACAGCCACCCCCUCCUAUGUGCCAGGAACAGCCACCCCCCACUCCUGACAGGGAACAGCCGCCCCCUCCCCUGAGCAGGGAACAGCCGCCCCCUCCUGUGUGCCAGGAACAACCAGCCCCCACUCCUGACAGGGAACAGCCGCCCCCUCCCCUGAGCAGGGAACAGCCGCCCCCUCCUGUGUGCCAGGAACAGCCACCCCCCGCUCCUGACAGGGAACAGCUGCCCCCUCCUGUGUGCUGGGAACAGCUGCCCCCGCCCCUGCGCAGGGAACAGCCGCCCUCCACUCCUGGCAGGGAACAUACAUCCCCCCCUAUGCACAAGGAACAGCCACUCUCUCCUCGGUGCACUGAACAGCUGCUUCCUGCCCUGCACAGGACACAGCCACACCCCACUCUCAGCCAGGCACAGCAGCCCCCUCUGUCAUCGCCUGUUAAUUCCUGCUGCAAGAACGUGAUCAUGGGAGGAUCCCCCACUAGCAAUAGCCUGCCCCAAUCUAAGAGGUGCUACCAGUGCCCUGAGUGUGGCCGGGCCUUCAGGCAGAGCUCAGACCUGCAGCGGCACCGCCGCAUCCACACGGGAGAGAAGCCUUUCCACUGCCCGGCAUGCGAGAAGAGCUUCCGGCUGCAGUCCAGCCUGAUCGUGCACCACCGCACCCACACCGGGGAGCGGCCCUACCAGUGUGGGGAGUGCGGCCGUGCCUUCUCGCAGAGCUCCAGCCUCCGGACUCACAGUAAGAUCCACUUGGACCAGAAACCCUAUGUUUGCUCUGUGUGCGGCAAGAGCUUCCACCACAACUCAAAUCUCGUCCUCCACCAGCGCACCCACACCGGUGAGCGGCCCUACGAGUGCAGCGUCUGCGCCAAGCGCUUCAGUGACCGCUCCAGCCUGGCUCAGCACCGACGUGUCCACACGGGGGAGCGCCCCUACCCCUGCUCCGAGUGCGGGAAGUGCUUCAGCCAGGCCUCACACCUGGUCAAACAUCGACGCACCCACGCGGGCCCCUGCACCAUGCUGGCUAGGGACACAGCUGUCUCCCAAAAUAGGCCUGGCACAAGGGAGAAGAGAGACACUCCUAGACGCAGACCAGACUGUGGGGUAGAAAGAGCUGCCCCCAGAGACAGGCCAACCAAGGACAGAGCUCCUCCCAGCCAUGGACCGGGAAUGGGGGCUGAGAGAGCCACUCCCCAGAAUGGCCCUGGUACAAGAGAAGAGAGAGACACCCCCAGACAUGGGCUGGGCACAGGAGAGGAAAGACAGCAUGGAAAGAUGUGCUGUCUCUGAAAGAUGUUUUGGCAGGGAGAAGGAGAGAGAGGCCUCAAAAGACACCAGCCACGAGGAAGGACGCAGCUACCACCAAUCACAUGCCGGGCAUAGGUAUGGAGAAAGUGGCAACAAAAACCACGUUGGCUGCAGGGAAGGAAAGGUUGACCCCAAAAUCUGGGGCCGAUGAGAGGAGAGCUGCCCCUCAAAGUGGGCUGGGCAUGGGGGAGGACAGCGCCUCCCCAGACCAUGCCUCAAAGAAUGCCAAACAAAAGGUGCACCAGCUGUGGAUGAGGAGAGGGCAGCCCUGAAAGAUGCACUGAGGGCGGCGAAGGACAAAGCAGCAACAAAAGAUGCAUCAGUAGAGGGGAAGGGAGAGUCACCCAGAAACUUGCUUCAGAUGGGGAGGAAAGAGAGGCCUCAAGAGACACUCUGACCAUGGGGAAGGGGAGAGCUGCCAGUGGUUGAGCAUUAGCCUGCUAAACCCAGGGUUGUGAGUUCAAUCCUUGAGGGGUGCAUUUGGGGAUUGGUCCUGCUUUGAGCAGGGGGUUGGACUAGAUGAUCUUGUGAGGUCCCUUCCAACCCUAAUAAUCUGUGAUUCUGUGAAACCCGCACUGGCCACGGGGAAGGGGAGAGCUGCCCCCAAACCCACACUGGCCAUGGGGAAGGGGAGAGCUGCCCCCAAACCCGCAGUGGCUAUGGGGAAGGGGAGAGCCGCCUUGAAACGUGCUCCAGGUACACAAGGCAUACAGUUCAGGGGAGCCCUCUCAUGUCAUUGCAUGGUACGGACAGGGAUGACUCAUGGGGGGUAGAGCCUGUGGGGAGCCCUGUCACUGAGCAGUAGGUUUGGGGAUAGCUCAUAAGAACAUGCAUUAAGCUGAGGGGUCACAGACCAGGUGUGAAACCCCAUCAGUGUGCAGGCGGGCAGUAAUGCCAGUUCCAUAGGCUCACGCUUAGGCAGCAAUGGAGAAGCUGGCCUGGCGGGGGAUGCAGUUACAGCUCAGAGGGGACGGGCAGCACGAAGGCACUUCUGGCACCGCAAAGGCUCCGCUGGACCCGGAGCUGGUGAAGCGAAUGGCUGGCACUUAACAUGUAACCACAGACAUCUCUGUAGGGGGACUAAAACCUGCUAAAAACAGAAAUAUGUUCAGGUUUUUGCCAGAAAUGGUCUGUUAUCCGGUGUUUGGUUUUCCAACAGAAAGUAGCUCUGUAGAGCAUAAUUGUAGAGGUGUCUGGGAUAAGACUAUAUGGAGAUAUACCUAUCUCACAGAGCUAGAGGGGACCCGGAAAGGUCAUUGAGUCCAGCCCUCUGCCUUUACUAGCAGCACUAAGUACUGAUUUUGCACCAGAUCCCUAAAUGGUCCCCUCAAGGACUGAGCUCACACCCCUAGGUUUAGCAGGCCAAUGCUCAAACCACUGAGCUAUCCCUCCUGAGGAGUAGGGGAUGAUGUUACAGAGGUGGCAAAAGGGACUGUCACGGGGGUUACUCACCGCACUGGCACAAACCUCCUGCUGGGCAUUUUGGGAAUUAGCUCAGUCCCAGCAGGUGCACCCGCAGGUGAUGGUGGGACUCCCAUCCUUGCCUCUGCUUGCAGGCCCGAUGUGGCUCAUUUCUGCUUGGCAUCUACUUCAUGGCACAGCCCCCUGGCUGUGUCACCGUUUGGUUCCCCCCCCUUCCAAGGAACUCCUCUAACAAGAGUCCAGCCACUCCUCGCAGUGGCUUGGCAGUCGACAGCCAGGCUGCUCUUUCAGCAGCUAGUGGGGGAGAGGGGCAGGCCAGCUCACUACUCCAGGCCCCAGCCCAGGGGGCAAACAAUGGCUUCUUGCUGCUGCUUCCUUCCAGCCCACUGUCUCUAUUCCCUGAGCCACUUUCCCACAGCCUCAGUUCCUUUUGCGCCUGCCUCUGGCUCCAGCUCCUUUGCCCUCUUCCCAGAGCCUUGAGCCUGUAAGUCCUGGCAGCCCGUCAGGAACUCUCCCUAGCUCCCCUGGUCCCUGCUAGCACCGGCCCUUCCCCAGGUGCUGGUCUCUCUGAAGCUAGUGUGCCCUGUCACAGUGACAUACAGAGGAUAUACCAUCCUUCUCCUGCUAUUAAGCAGAGGGGACCACUGGGCCCUCUAAGAUACCUCACAGGCAUCCACAUCGCCAGCAUCAGCCAAGCUUCCCAGUUACAAGAGCAAGCCAACCAUUUGCGUUCUAAAUAAAUUCAUAGCCUAGGCUCCACAAUAACCUUAACUCUGACCCCAACCCAACUCAUGAGACUAUGACACCACGUGUCAUGACAUACUAGUGGCUUAUGAGGCUUCAGGGAGUAAGUAGGGUUGUUCUCAUGCUGCUUCUACAUUUGCCUGAAUUGAGAGGUGAGUUGUUUGGGUUUGUUGCUGUCGCUGAGACUGAAGUGGAUGCAGGGUCUAUGCAAAAGCCGGUGGGUUGUUGCUUCGAUCUACAACACAGUUGUUGAUGGAAUUUCCAGUGUGAGACGCCAAAUCCUUCAGUUCAGAGCUAAGAUUGUUUUGAGGAUCCUUAAUUAUGUAUUUCUUGACUUUGAAAACUUUGGGUUGCUGGAUUUUUUUAUGUUAUCUUUGGAUUUCCAGCAUUUUAUAGAAAAAUAUAGUUUGUUGUAAUAUGGUUGUCUCAUCUUAAUUGUUAACUAUUUACAGUCAAGUGUGUAUCUUAACACAGUUCUUUGGGAAUUUCCUGUGUUUGGUUUUUUGUUGGGUUUUGAAAAAGAAUUGUAAGACAUGUGACAAUUUACUGUAGAUGAUUAUAUCUCCCCAAUAGUGAGAUUAUGGGAUGGAGCCAGCUUCUGGAAACCCUGACUCUGAUGACUAGAUCCCACCCAGAGGGCUUGAUCCAAAACCUUUUGAAGGUCAAUGGAAAGACUUAACUGGGCUUUGGACAGGUCCAUGUAGGACUGGAAGGGACCUUGAGAAGUCAUCAAGUCCAGCCCUCUGCCCUGAGACAGGACUAAGUAAACCUAGGCCAUCCUUGACAGGUGUUUGUCCAACCUGUUCUUAGAAACCUCCAGUGAUGGGGACUCCACAACCUUCCUUGGAAGCCUGUUCCAAAGCUUAACUCUCCUUAUAGUUAAAAUUUUUUCCCUAAUAUCUCAAUCUCCUUUGCUGCAGAUUAAGCCCUUUACUUCUUGUCCCAGCCUGAGUGUACGUGUGCAUGAGUUACAUAAGAUUUACUGAUUUACCAAGAUAAGCGCUGCCCUGACAGUUGAGAAGCGAGUGGCGAUAGCCUCUUGGAAGCUUACAACACCUGACUGCUACCGGUCAGUCGGGAAUCAAUUUGGAGUGGGCAAAUCUACUCUGGGGACUGCCGUGAUCAAGUAGCCAAUGUGGUCAUUGACGUUCUGCUAUCAAGGGUGGUGACUCUGGGAAAUGUGCAGGUCAUAGCGGAUGGCUUUGCUGCAAUGGAUAAACAGAUGGUUACGGGUUAAUGUCUCUUUUACCUAUAAAGGGUUAACUAGCAGUAAACCUGGAAUACCUGACCAGAGGACCAAUCAGGAGACAAGAUUCUUUCAAAUCUCGGUGGAGGGAAGCCUUUGUUUGUGUUUUUUGGGUUUUGCUCUGUUCUCUCUGGGUUCUGAGAGGGGCCAGACAUGUAAGCAGAUAUCUUAAAAUUUCUGAAACAGCCUCUUCUGUUCAAUUUAAUAAGUACCAAUUAGGAAAGGUGGUUUAGUCUUUUUAUUUGUUUUCUUUAUUUGCAAAUGUGUAUUUUGCUGUAAGGAUUGUAUUUGUGCUGGGGGGAGGAUUUUCUCUGGUGUCUAUAAGCUGAAAGACCCUGUAACAUUUGCCAUCUUAAAUUUUACAGAGACAACUUUUACUUUUUUCUUUCUUUUAUCAAAAGCUUUUCUUUUUUAGAACCUGACUGAUUUUUUUAGUUAUCUUGUGUAAGACCCCAGGGGAGGGAGUCUGCACUCACCAGGGAAUUGGUGGGAGGAAGGAGAGAAGGGGGGAGGAAAAGCCUGAUUUCUCUCUAUGUUAAGAUUACUGUCUCUCUUUCAGGGAGAAUCUGGGAGGGGAAGAGAAGAGGAGGGGAAGGUGAAUUCCUCUUUGUUUUAAGAUUCAAGGAGUUUGAAUCACAGUGAUCUUCCAGGGUAACCCAGGGAGGGGAAGCCUGGGAGAGGCAACGGUGGGGGAAAGGAUUUACUUUCCUUGUGUUAAGAUCCAGGGGCUCAGGGUCUUGGGGUCCCCGGGAAGGUUUGGUGGGGGACCAGAGUGUACCAGGCACUGCAAGUCCUGGUUGGUGGCAGCACUACAAGUUCUAAGCUGGUAAUUAAGCUUAGGGGAAAUUCAUGCUGGUACCCCAUCUCUUGGACGCUAAGGUUCAGAGUGGAGACUCAUACUAUGACAGAGGACUGCCGUGAUCAAGUAGCCAAUGCAAUCACUGACGUUGUGCUAUCAAGGGUAGUGACUCUGGGAAAUGUGCGGGUCAUAGCGGAUGGCUUUGCUGCAAUGGGAUUCCCUAACAGUGGUGGGGCGAUAGACAGAAUGUAUAUCCCUAACUUGGCACCGGACCACCUUGCCAACCAGUACAUAAACCACAAGGGAUACUUCUCAAUGGUGCUGCAAGCAGCAGUGGAUCACAAGGAUCUUUCACUGACAUCAAUGUGGGAUGGCCGGGAAAGGUGCAUGACGCUCGCCUCUUUAGGAACUCUUUGAGCAGCUGCAAGAAGGGACUUACUUCCUGGACCAUAAAGUUACUGUUGGGGAUGUUGAAAUGCCAAUAGUUAUUCCUGGAGACCCAGCCUACCCCUUGCUCCCAUGGCUCAUGAAGCCAUACACAGGCAGCCUGGAGUAGUAGUAAGGAGCAGUUCUACUAUAGGCUGAGCAAGUGCAGAAUGGUGGUAGAAUGUGCCUUUGGACGUUUAAAAGCUCGCUGACGCUGUUUGCUGACUAGGUUAGAUCUCAACACAACCAAUAUUCCCAUUGUUAUUACUGAUUGCUGUGUGCUCCAUAAUAUCUGUGAGAAUAAAGGAGAGAUGUUUAUGGUGGGGUGGGAGAUUGAGGCAAAUCACCUGGCUGCCAAUUUUCAACACCGAGAUACUAGGGCGAUUAGAAAAGCACAGGUAGGCGUGCUGUGCAUCAGAGAGGCUUUGAAAACCAGUUUCAUGACUGGCCAGGCUACGGUGUGACAGUUGUGUGUGUUUAUCCUAGAUGCAAACCUGCCCCCUUUGUUGUUUUUAAUUCCCUGUAAGCCAACCACCAGGGCCAGCACUUCCACUUAGGCAGCCUAGGCAAUCGCCUAGGGCACCAGGAUUAUUGGGAGGCGGCAUUUUGCCAGGGGGGGGGGCGGCAGGCAGCUCUGGUGGACCUGCCACAGUCGUGCCUGCCGAGGUUUCCCUGGUCCCACGGCUCCAGUGGACCUCCCGCAGGCACAGCUGCGGCAGCUCCACCGGAGCUGCAGGACCAGCGCGCGGGGCGGCGAAAUUGCUGUGCGCCUAGGGCGCUAAAAACACUAGCGCCCGUCCUGCCAACCACCCUCCCCCCUUCGAUCACAGCUGGCAACGGAAAUAAAGUCACUA
Messenger RNA from Gopherus flavomarginatus (Mexican gopher tortoise), 8529 nucleotides. Its product is annotated as paternally-expressed gene 3 protein-like. Lineage: Eukaryota; Metazoa; Chordata; Testudines; Testudinidae. The record is from RefSeq and is a predicted model, not a curated record. Gene Ontology annotation, biological process: regulation of DNA-templated transcription. The coding region runs from base 33 to 3020 and encodes 995 amino acids. The transcript has 4 exons.